Molecule: messenger RNA, 1395 nt
Organism: Aricia agestis (brown argus)
Lineage: Eukaryota; Metazoa; Arthropoda; Insecta; Lepidoptera; Lycaenidae
Gene: RnrS
Product: ribonucleoside-diphosphate reductase subunit M2
Exons: 6
Coding region: 119-1234 (371 amino acids)
Biological process (GO): deoxyribonucleotide biosynthetic process
Cellular component (GO): cytosol
Molecular function (GO): ribonucleoside-diphosphate reductase activity, thioredoxin disulfide as acceptor
Source: RefSeq, a predicted model, not a curated record
CCCAUGAGUUGUGUUUUGUGAAUCGUGACGGUAAUACGCAAUAAACGUAUUUUACAAUAUAUUUUUUAUAUAUUUUUGAUUUAAAACUUCUGAAAGUGUUUAUUAAGUAAUAAAAACCAUGUCUGCCGUAAACAAUAAGGAAAAUCUUCCCAAUGGUAUUAACAACAUGCACUUGAAGUCUCCAGUUAAAAACGUCCUCGCUGUUAGAGAAGAUAACGUUCCUAGCGAUAAAAUGGACGUGGAAAAAACGGGAGAAUUCGACCCUCAACUUGAACCCCUUCUGAGGGAAAAUCCCCGCCGCUUUGUGAUCUUCCCAAUCCAAUACCCAGAUAUUUGGGAAAUGUACAAAAAGGCUGAAGCUUCGUUUUGGACCGUCGAAGAAGUUGAUUUAUCAAAGGAUUUCUCAGACUGGGAAAGUCUCAAAGAUUGCGAGAGGCAUUUCAUCAAGCAUGUUUUGGCUUUCUUUGCUGCAUCAGACGGUAUAGUUAACGAAAAUCUGGUGGAGAGAUUCUCUCAAGAAGUACAAGUCACCGAAGCCAGAUGCUUCUAUGGAUUCCAAAUAGCCAUCGAAAAUGUGCAUUCUGAAAUGUAUUCCUUACUCAUUGACACAUACAUCAGGGAUCCCAAGGAAAGAGAUUUCUUGUUCAAUGCCGUUGAAACCCUGCCCUGUGUAAAGAAGAAGGCAGACUGGGCCCUGCAGUGGAUAGCCAGCAAGACAGCUACAUUCGGUGAACGCAUUGUAGCUUUUGCUGCAGUUGAGGGUAUAUUCUUCUCCGGCAGUUUUGCAUCCAUAUUCUGGCUAAAGAAGAGAGGGUUGAUGCCUGGACUGACUUUCAGUAAUGAAUUAAUAUCGAGAGAUGAGGGCCUCCACACUGACUUUGCUUGUCUCAUGUUCAAACACUUAGUACAGAAGCCCAGUAAAGAGCAUGUGUUGAGGAUUAUCAAGGACGCUGUGGUUAUUGAGCAGGAGUUCCUCACGGAUGCAUUGCCUGUGAGGCUGCUGGGCAUGAACUGCGAGCUUAUGUCUCAAUACAUUGAGUUUGUGGCUGACAGGCUGCUAGUCGAACUUAUUGGAGAGAAGUUCUACAACACAAAGAAUCCAUUUGACUUCAUGAACCUGAUAUCACUGGAAGGUAAAACAAAUUUCUUUGAGAAGAAAGUUGGAGAGUACCAAAGGUUAGGAGUUAUGGCAGACCCUAUUGACAAUGUAUUUACGUUAGAUGCUGAGUUUUAGAUGUACCUGUAGUAAUAAUUUAUCCAGUAUUAAAAAUAACCCUAGUGAUGCGCUUGGGUAAAAAGUGCAAGUCCACAAACAGUGUCACUCCUCUUAUAAGAUCAGUAAAAUAUAAAAUUGGUUCUGUAAAGCCAGGAGCUUAGGAAAAGGAAACUUUACAU